ACUGGCCAAGCUAUCGAUGUUUCUGCGUUUUACGUCAGCUCUAGUCCCACCUCUAGUACGCCCAGCUCCAAUUGGACAGAUUAUCCCGCCCGAAUUUAAUUUAGUCUGCGACUAGACAAGUACAUUUUUCAAAUGUUUGUGCCCGAAACGGAGGAUAUGCUGCCCAGGUCGGCGCCCAGACCAAGUGCAGCGGUGCCCAUGGGCCACAACAACGAAAUCGUUCGGCCCACUGUGCCGGAGGUGUCCAUAUUGUUUGGCCAGCCGCCACAGGAUCAACAGACGCAGAUGCAGCAGCAGCAGCAGCCGCAACUGGAGCCAUCUCCUCGAGCUCCACCCACUUUCGCGUCCUGGAAGAAGCAGAUGCUGCCCCGGGUCAACUUCUCGCCCAUCCUGGCCACGGAACUGGGACCCAGAACUGCGCCAAGCAAUAACAAUAGCCCGUGCUCCCCAAAGGAGUACAUCAUAAUGCCCAGAGAUCGCAACUACACAAACGAUGCACCACUGAGUGCCAAUCACAUGUCCAGUAACUCGGCGGCGUAUAGUGCCGAGCCCAAGCAGCAGGUCUAUCAAUCCCGCCGCUUGUCAAGCUCAGCCAACUCUGAUGUCCUGACGAUUUGUGCUGGCACACAGACCGACACCUUUAUUCCAUCGCCCCCGCGGAACUCGUUGCCCCCGGUGGUCUACUCCGACAUAGAUGUCAGCAACCUGGCCAACAAGAGUGAUCUGGCGGCACUGGUGUCCCUUUUGGAGUCCAUGCGGCAGGAACAACAGCAGCUGAGGAAUCUCUGCGAGUUGCUACUGAAGCAACAGCAGCGGACGAAACCCGAAGCCAUUUCCGUAGCCAGCAGGACAACUGCCAGCCAAUGUGAUAUUUUGACUACCAACAAUGCAGGCAGACGAAUAUCUCCAAUCAUACAGGAUUACAUAGCCGAGGAGGAGGAACCACUGCCUUCGCACCAAGCUCGCGUGAUCCCCCAAUUCCAGUCUCCUCGACCCAAUUCGCCAAUGGCUCAAUCUACGGCCUACCGGGCCAAUACGCCACAGGGCAAACGGAUUCCCCAACUGGCCAAGCCAAACACCGAGAAAAGCUUGGUGAUGAACGAGCUGGCCUUGAAGUACUUGCGCCAACCCGUCGACGAACUGAUGAAGGAUAUGCGCCUGGGCGCAUCGCCGAAGUCACCUAAUCCCGAACCGCUGCGCCAGAUCGACAAUCUCGCUCACUCACAGAGUCCCAACGACAUUUCAAAUGCUUCGUACAAGUACCUCAAGAAAUAUCGCCUGCUGCCAGAGGAGCAAAUGGAACACGCUCGCCCCCAAUCUCCGAUGGUGGCGUCUGCCUCUUCGCCGCGUAUGCAGCUGGACCUGGAGAACAUCAGGAACCAGCCGAAGCUGCUGUGAAAGCAAAGCCCAUUUUCGUUUUGUUAUUUAUG
Messenger RNA from Drosophila subpulchrella, 1430 nucleotides. RefSeq lists its product as uncharacterized. The record is from RefSeq and is a predicted model, not a curated record. The transcript is spliced from 2 exons. NCBI's taxonomy places the organism in Eukaryota, Metazoa, Arthropoda, Insecta, Diptera, Drosophilidae. The coding region runs from base 133 to 1398 and encodes 421 amino acids.